UGAAAGUGAAAGAAUAUUUCAGAGAUUCCGGAGUUGAGACGGGCCCCAUACUACAUAAACUGCCCCCGCCUCACUGCCCCGGACACCUUCACCAUGGGGGACCCCAAGUACCCCUACCCUGUGGCCCUCCAGUGGAAGGAGGACCCCGAGGUGCUGAAGAAACUAAAAAAUAAACUUCUGCUGUAUUUCCAGAAGAGGAGCGAAUCAAACGGAGGAGAAUGUGAGAUCCGCGACACCGACUGCGCCCGGGGCCACAUCCUCAUACACUUCAAGGAGGAGACAGCCCGGGACGGGGUGCUGAAGAAAGACACCCAUGAGCUGAAAUUACCGGGAGGGAAGAAGAUGAAACUGGACGUUCGGUCUCAGGGGGCGGACGGUGGCAGGAGGCCUGUGGAACAGCCAGAGGUUUCCAAAGUGGAUCCCACCCCCCAACCCCAAGCAGCUGCCGAGGCCCCGAGUAACCAAUCACAGCACGUUACACAGGAACCCCCAUCCUCUCUGAUUCUGAUAGAGAACCUCCAGGACAGCUACUCUUCGGAGAUGUUAAACCUCCUGGUAGAGAAUAUCAGCGGCGCCAACGGCGACACCGACUUCCAGGUGGAGAGAAUUCCGGAGAAACAAUGUGCAGUCAUCACCUUCACAUGUGAUAUCGAUAUUCUAGGAUUUGUUGAAAAUUUUUCAAAAAACUCCAAAAUCCGGACAUCUAAAAUGAAGGUAAAGCCCCUGAAAGAAACUCGAACGAUCAGGGUUGAGGGUCUCCCCCCCAACACCCCUGAAGAUUACAUCGGCCUGUAUUUUGAGAACCCGAAGCAUGGCGUUCCUGGAAGUACGGAAGACACCGUGGCCAUUCCUGAAGAGGGCGCCGCACUGGUUACAUUCUCCACCGUGGAAGCUGCUAAGAAAGUUCUGGGGAGGAAGCAUUUGUUUCAGAAGAAAGAAGUAUCUGUUUAUCCGUAUUAUCCCGCACAGGAUAUCGUGCUUUAUGGAGACCAAAGACCCCAAAUACGAACACCAGAGCCACUCACCUUCCCAGUAAGUCGGUACAUUCUGGAAUUCAUCCUCAGUAAUGACCAGUUCAAAGACAACAUGGAAAAAACAAUGGGGACCCAUACAUGUGAGAUUAAAUGGCCAGAUCUGGUCUGCCCCAACCCCGUCAUUACAUUGAGCUUUCCUGAGGCCCAGUCUACUGAUCUCAGAUUAUUGGUGAAGCUUCUCCCAACGUGGAAAGACGAGGUCCGUCUGGAGUUCUCACGUCUCAUAUCAAAGUACAAAGUCGAAGAAUAUAAAAUGGAUCAGUCGGUCUGGUAUGUUGUUAAAGAACGUGCCAACAGCUCCACAUAUAAAGGAGUUCUUAUCAAACCUGAGUUGGGUUCAGGUAAAGUUUUCCUGGUGGGACUGGUAAAGGACAUUGCCAGGAUUGAUCCCACAUUCAGACAACUGAUAGAGGAAACCACCAAACAGGUGGAAAGAAAGAGCCAAUGUAUGACUGAGAGCUUUCCCAUGUCUCCAACCCUCUAUCAGAUUAUGUGUAACGGCGGCCUGCAGAAGAAGAUCCUGGACAAAGUUCCAGAGCUCAAGAUGGACUAUGAUAAGUCAAGAAAGGCGAUCCGGCUAUCCGGACUGAGAGAUGAAGUGCUCACCGCCAAAAAUGAUAUACUCGACAUCAAACAACAAAUGAAAACUAAAUCCAUCCAGAUGAACCCGCACCUCGUCCAGUUCCUGAUGUCCACCGAUAACGAGGAGCUGUCCUCUCUGCUCUUCGUACGUCACAAAAUCAUCGCAAUGCUGGAAAUUGAGGAUGACGCCGUUCAGCUGACGGCUUACUCAAAGAAAGACUUGAUGGAGGCUGAAGAACAGAUGAACCAAGAACUCAUUUGUAGAGAAGUUCCGGUUGAAGAGAAGAGUACCCUGAAAAUUCCCGAGUGGGAAAGUCUUCAGUCACAUCUACUUGAGUCACAUAAUGCAGAGAAAAUCACAGUCCUGAUACUGGAUUCCCGUUCCGGAGCGGAAAACAAUGUGGUCAUCGCCGGCCUGUCUUCAAAUGUGGGCAAAUGUUACCAAAAAGUCAGCGACUUUCUAGAGAAGAACACUCCAAUGAACAAGAACAUUAAAGUGAAGUCUACGGUGGUCAUGCAGUUCCUCAAAGACGAGAAGAAACAAAUGUUGGAUGGUCUGAAAAAUGAUAACCUGAGUGUGACAAUCCAAAAUAAAAUGAUACGCUUGAGGGGCCCAAAGAUCUAUGUAGUAGAAGCCCACUCCCAUAUUAGUAAUGUCCUGAGUUCUAUCUGCUCCGACACGCUAAUCAUCGAUAAACCCGGAGCCAAGAAGGUUUGUUUGACAAAUGAAGAAAUUUAUGUCACUAUGGCAAAGAAUAACUACAGCUGCCUCAUACGCUUACAGAAGGAAGAGGAGGAAGAAGAGACCGAAGAAGAGGAACCUGAGGAACUGGAAGGGUCACAGUGCCAAAUAAAUCUUCCAAAUGGAAUGGUCAUCUCUGUGCAUAAGGAUGACCUGUGCCGUCACAGAGCCGAUGUCAUCGUUAAUGCAGCCAAUGAGGAUCUGAAGCAUGUUGGGGGUCUGGCAUUGGCUUUACUGAAAGCUGCAGGUCCCAAACUACAAGAUGAUUCUGAUCAGAUUGUCAAGUCAGAAGGGCGAUUGUCCGCAGGGGAGUCGGUAAUAACGGACUCUGGUAGACUGCCAUGUAAGCAGGUUAUUCAUACAGUUGGGCCGAGGUGGUACUCCGAACCACCUGGAAAGCGAGAGCGUCUUCUACAGAAAGCCAUAACCAGCAGCUUGGAUCUGGCCGAGGAGUACUGCCAUACCUCCAUCGCCAUCCCCGCCAUCAGCUCCGGCAUUUUUGGUUGUCCUGUAGAUCAAAGCGCAGAGAAUAUUAUCAAAGCCGUCAAAGAAUAUGUGGACCGCAAACCUAAAGGCCAAUCAACCAUUAAAGAAAUUCGUCUGGUGGACACUAAUGUGGACACGAUACGAAUCUUCUCCUCCACUUUGAAAAGGAUGUUUGGGAAGGAAGAAGCGGAACCCUCCCCGAAAUACAGAGGGAAUAGAACUGAGAGGGGGGAGAGGCAUGUCCCCAGCGAGAGAGUCUCUGAACCCCAAGUGUCUACUUCUGAACCCAGAAGGUCUGCUCAUGAACCCAGAGCGUCCGCUAAUCAGAUGAUGACCAAAGAAAACAUUGUCAUUAGAGUCAGAGAAGGACUCAUCCAAGAUGCAGCAACAGAAGCCAUUGUGAACAGCGUGGGGAAAGACUUGAACCUCGGCAGCGGAGGAGCAUCAAGGGCUCUUCUAAACAAGGCUGGGGACAAGCUUCAGCAAUGUCUGAAGGAGGUCACUUAUGGAGUCCAGCCGGAUGAAGGUUCCGUGUUCACCACUGAGGGCUGCAACCUGAAAUGUAGGAUUGUUAUCCACGUCGUGGUUCCUGCUUGGAAUGGAAAACAAAGUUCUUCUGAGAAGAUUUUCAGGGACAUCGUGAGGAGCUGCCUGUGUGAGUCAGAGAAGAAAAAACUGAGAUCCAUAUCUUUCCCGGCCAUCGGGACCGGAGUUCUGGGAUUUCCAAAGAGGGCCGCCGCCUCUUUCAUGUUCGAAGAGAUUCUCAAGUUCAGCAGCAAAAGUAACGCCCAACAUCUGAGAGAAGUCAACUUCAUUCUGCACCCCAGUGAUAGAGACACUCUAACGGAGUUUUCCAAAGAACUCAACAGUCGGACAGAUAGAAAUGUCACAGUAAGCUUUGAGAGCGAUAUGUCGGCACCAGGAACCUCCCGGAGCUCACAUGCCAUUGAUGGAGCCGGUUCAGUCGUCUAUGGCACAGCGAGCACGCCGUCAUCGGGGACUCAUGAAUUGACGAUCGGAUCGGUUACUUACCAGGUAAAAACUGGAGAUAUAACAAAGGAGGAUACGGACAUCAUCGUCAAUUCAACUGACAAGUCAUUCACCAUGAGAUCAGGUGUGUCUAAAGCCAUCCUGGACGCUGCGGGACAGAGUGUGAUAGACGAGUGCAUCCAGCUGGGAUCUCGGGGUAAUAAAGACCACAUUGUGACACAGAAUGGGAAUCUUCGCUGCAAGAAAAUCCUCCAUAUGCUCGGCACCAACUCCGCCAGUGGAAUAAAAUCUUUCAUCACCAAGGCGCUGACCGAGUGCGCCCGACUCCAGGCGACAUCCGUGGCCUUCCCCGCCAUAGGGACAGGUAUGGGGAACGUCUCCUCAUCGGAGGUGGCGGACUCCAUUUUGGAAUCGGUGGCCGAUUUCGCCAGAUCGCCCCAAUCUGUCCGGAUGGUGAAAGUCGUCAUUUUCCAGAAGCAAAUGCUGAAUGAUUUCCACGGCAGUAUGAAGAGGAAGGAGGGGAGAUCUCUGCCCAGACAAGAGGGAUUCUUCGCUAAGAUGAAGGAUUCUUUUCUCGGCUUCAUGGGGUGGAACACCGAAGGCUCAGAGGCUUCCAAGGUUUUUGAAUUAAGAGAAAACAUUGAGCCGGCUAUUUUCCAGCUGUGUGCGGAAAGUCCGGGUGCUGUGGAUAGGACGAAGGUCUGGCUCCGUGAUCUGAUAAUGAAGGAGCAGUCUGAGAACGUCAUCACAGAGGACUGGAUCCAAGAGUUUGAUGAGAAGGACCAAGAGGCUUUAUUCCAACUUCAGAAGACCUUCCAAGUUAGUCUUACCAUUGACUUGCCCAAUUUCACAGUCAAGGUGAUGGGCCUGUCCAGAGAUGUCCUGGAGGUCAGUAAUAAAAUCCAAGAAAUGAUAAAGAUCGUGCGAGAAAAGAAGACCAGAGAGCGGGAGGCGGAGCUGUGCAGCAAUCUGGUGGAAUGGGGAUACCUCAACGGAACCAACUUUAUUCCAUUUGACAAAAUGACAAACAUGGAGCUGGAGAAGGCCAAGAAUGAGGACAGACAAAGUAUAAAAAUCCAUAUUAACAGGGCACAAUACACAGUGAUUGUAGAACGGAAAACUGCAAGUGAUCCCAGAGGGAACUCCGUGAAGCUUCAACGAAAUUCUAAACACGAAAAAUUAGAUGUCCCCCAAAACUGGGAUACAAUGAACAACGAGAAUAUGAAGGUGGUCCCGUUAGGUGCUGGGAGCCAGGAAUUUAUGGAUGUAGAUGCGCAAUUCAAGAGAACCUGCCCAAUGAGAAUUAUCAAGAUCGAGAGGAUCCAGAACCGCCACCUGUGGAUAAACUACAAGAUAAAGAAGCAAAGUAUUGAUGACAAGAAUGGCUCCACCACUAACGAGAAGCAACUCUUCCAUGGUCUGGACUCCAAUACUGUGAACAGUGUGAACCACAAUGGAUUUAACAGGAGCUACGCUGGAAAGAACGCGGCUUGUUAUGGAAAUGGAACGUACUUUGCAGUGAACGCCAAUUAUUCUGCACAGGACACAUACUCCCGUCCGGAUGGGAAAGGAUACAAGUACAUGUACCUGGCCCGUGUGGUCACGGGGGUAUCGUGUGUCGGAAGACAGGGGAUGAUUGCCCCCCCUCCUAAGAAUGCCUCCAACCCCACCGACCUGCAUGACAGCGUCACUGACAAUGUGGCAAACCCCGUAAUGUAUGUGAUAUUCCAUGACAUCCAGGCCUAUCCCGAGUAUCUCAUCACCUUCACUCAGUGACCUGCUGACCCAAUGCUAUAUACUGGUUCCGGAAUACGGGACUUCUUCCAGCUGGACACCGAGUUCAUAAUACAAUUUUGGUGAAUUUCUUAGUCCUGAGAACGCAUUAUACCAAAAAUUCUUGUUGUAGCCAAAAUAAAACUGAUUUUAUAAAGUUG
Messenger RNA from Rana temporaria (common frog), 5768 nucleotides. RefSeq names its product protein mono-ADP-ribosyltransferase PARP14-like. Gene Ontology annotation, molecular function: NAD+ poly-ADP-ribosyltransferase activity; nucleic acid binding; transcription corepressor activity. Gene Ontology annotation, cellular component: nucleus; cytoplasm. Gene Ontology annotation, biological process: negative regulation of gene expression. Lineage: Eukaryota; Metazoa; Chordata; Amphibia; Anura; Ranidae. Bases 94 to 5610 code for a protein of 1838 amino acids. The record is from RefSeq and is a predicted model, not a curated record. The transcript has 17 exons.